Molecule: messenger RNA, 1947 nt
Organism: Nothoprocta perdicaria
Lineage: Eukaryota; Metazoa; Chordata; Aves; Tinamiformes; Tinamidae
Gene: KCNK15
Product: potassium two pore domain channel subfamily K member 15
Exons: 2
Coding region: 10-1206 (398 amino acids)
Biological process (GO): potassium ion transmembrane transport; stabilization of membrane potential
Cellular component (GO): membrane
Molecular function (GO): potassium ion leak channel activity
Source: RefSeq, a predicted model, not a curated record
CGCCUCGCCAUGAAGCGGCAGAACCUGCGCACGGCCGCGCUCAUCCUCUGCAUCUUCUCCUACCUGCUCGUGGGCGCCGCCGUCUUCGAUGCGCUCGAGUCGGAGGCGGAGAGCGGCCGCAAGCGGCUGCUGGAGCAGAAGCGCGGCGAGCUGCGCAGGAAGUACCGCUUCUCGGCCGCCGACUACCGCGAGCUCGAGCGGCUCGUGCUGCAGGCCGAGCCGCACCGCGCCGGCCGCCAGUGGAAGUUCGCCGGCUCCUUCUACUUCGCCAUCACCGUCAUCACCACCAUCGGUUAUGGACAUGCUGCCCCAGGCACCGACGCUGGCAAAGUCUUCUGCAUGUUCUACGCGAUCCUCGGCAUCCCCCUCACCCUGGUCAUGUUCCAGAGCCUGGGCGAGCGCAUGAACACCGUUGUCAGGCUGCUGCUCAAGAAGAUAAAGAAAUGUCUGGGCAUGAGGACAACCAACGUCUCCAUGGAAAACAUGGUCUUGGUCGGCUUUCUCUCCUGCAUGGGGACCCUCUGCAUCGGCGCAGCGGCCUUCUCUUAUUUCGAGGGCUGGACUUUCUUUCAUGCCUACUAUUACUGCUUCAUCACCUUGACCACCAUCGGCUUCGGAGACUUUGUGGCUCUGCAGAAGAAUGAAGCUCUGCAAAAAAAGCCCCCGUACGUGGCCUUCAGCUUCAUGUACAUCCUGGUGGGCCUGACCGUCAUCGGCGCCUUCCUCAACUUGGUGGUGCUGCGGUUUCUGACGAUGAACUCGGAGGACGAGCGGCGCGACGCCGAAGAGAGGGCGUCCCUGCGCAGGGCCCGGAACAACGUCCACCCGAGCCCCAAGGAGGGCGGCCGCAGCAGCAACGCUAUCUUCCUCUCCGUGGAAGACAGGACGAGCCAGAUGAACCUCAUCCCGCUGAUGCAGGAGGACGCGGAGCGGCAGCGGCGCCAGUCGGCCAACGCGGCCGCCAAGGUGCCCUCCUUCUGCACGUGCCUGUGCUACCGGCCGCAGCGGUGCGGCAGCCCCGUGCCCUCCCACCCCGAGGCCCUGGGCUGCCACACCAACCCCGUCUACUACAACUCCAUCUCCUACAAAAUCGACGAGGUCUCCCUGAGCACCAGGGGCCAGACCGGCUCUUCCCCAGGGAGCACCUUGUCGUCCAACAGCCCCCGCUGCCGGCAGCAUUCCCGCCCGCGGAGGAAAUCCAUCUAGGAGCACGGGCUCCGGGCGGGCGCGUGCUGAGCCGUAUCYGGCUGCCCAAGGCGUGUUUGGGUGAUGAAUUAUUAACUGAGAAAUCAGGUCACUGUUUUUGCUCGCGUUUCUGCUGUUCCACCCCGUUUUCAGCUGGCGGCAGCCYGCUCGGCACAGGGGCCGCAGGAUCCUUUAGGCCCUGCUGAUAAAUAAUCCUUCCGUUUUGCAGGACCGGCCAAACUGAAUUACACAUCGUUAGUUUUCUCUGCUUUUUCACCCCAAAUGGAUUCAAGUACUUGGCCCUGGCAAGAGGCCUCCAUGCGAUGUGGGAUCCAGCACAGGGAGCGUUCGCUUUCCCAGGCAGGCUGCAGUGUCGCCUUUGCUGGAGGUGGCUCCUCCAGCCAUCUCCAUCGGCCAUCCCUCCACAGCUCAGCUGUGCUAGGGACAGCGGGGAGGUGUCCUGAGCCGUAUAAAGCCACCUGUGAAGCAUUUGGCCCUGAUUAGGUCAUUAGCUAAACCCCUUUUUCCUUCCUCACCUGCACUUGCCCCUCUCCAUGCCUGCACAAGCCCUUGGCUCCACGYGGGCAGUGCUGGGGAUGGGGCAGUGGGGACCCCCCUGGUUGGGCUGCCCGGCUCCACCAGGCUCCUUCCACCCAGAGAGCCCRUUUUGGAGCCCGUUUUGGGCACCUCUGGAGCGCAGGAGCAGGUGCCGGCCCUGGCUCCUCACGUUGCCCUCACCUCCCACAUGGCACAUGCUCAUCC